Molecule: messenger RNA, 2806 nt
Organism: Danio rerio (zebrafish)
Lineage: Eukaryota; Metazoa; Chordata; Actinopteri; Cypriniformes; Danionidae
Gene: tmem17
Product: transmembrane protein 17
Cellular component (GO): ciliary membrane
Source: RefSeq, marked validated
CACAACCGCUCAAGAAGAUCCGCCUUCGUUGCUACCAUAGACUGGUUGCUACGGACACACGUCUGCUUCUCCCAACAUGGACCUGCCUGAACCCAUCAGGCGACGGCUUGGAGAUUUCUCCAGAACCGUGUUUGUGGACCAAAGCCGUACACAACCCUCUUUCGAAGAGCACGCAAAUUUUCUAGACCAAAAUAAGGAUGUAGUAUCGAGUCUCCCUCUUCAGAUGUCACUCUACUUUAACAUGUGGUUCUUUCCUUUCUGGUGGAUCAGUGAGGUUGUGAUGCUUGACCUAAAGUACUCAGCCCUUGCAGAUUAUUACAAGUUCAUCCUGAUCACAAUUCUCAUUGUAAUGACCCUGAUUGAGGCUAUUAGGCUGUAUUUGGGCAAUGCUGGAAAUCUGCAAGAAAAGGUUCCAGAAUUGGCUGGAUUUUGGCUUCUGACUUUUCUACUUCAGUUUCCUCUGAUUUUGUUCCAGCUCUUCAAUGAGGCUGUUCUUGUUCAACCACUAGAGAGAGGAGUUCAUAUAAUACUGGCCUUAUUUAUCUUUGCUGAGGUUCUUUUUGGAUUUGUUGCCUUGCGUACAAUGGUCAGACACACUGAAAGUCGCUUCCAUCUGCGACAGUUUCAUGGGAUUCAAGAACUAAGAACGUGAUGAGAUGCCUUCACUGAUGGACUUGAAGUAUUCCUUGUGCUCACCCUAUAGAUUUUAUUUAAAAGACUUGUUCCAUUAUCAGUGGCAAAUUUAAUGCAUGUCUUGGUGCCUUAGUUUAUACAAAAAAUUAUGUUUGUAUUAUAUUUUGUAUACAAAAUAAAAAAGGAAAAACAUUGUUAGAUGCUUUUAAAGUCAAAGACAAAACAAACUCUAGUAGUUUAAACAGGUGAGUCAUAAUAUUUAAUAAUGAAUCUGAAUUUAACGUAAAUUCUGGUGUCAGUUACUUUCUUCUGUUCAUCACAAUAAAAUAAAUUUUGAAAAAAUGUUGCUUGCUGGGACCCAUUGACUCAUAGACAUAUUUUGUUCCUACUAUUAGGGAUGGCUGGCGUGAAACUUGCGUUUCGACAAUAAUGUCGAAAUCCCGAAGCAACAAAGUCGCCCAGGUCACGUGACUAAAGUGUUUAGAAACACCAGGUAAUGUGACUAAAGUAAUUUAAAGCAUCGGCCAUUUCAGAAGCGUUUGGAGACCUCAUAAAUCUGCGUUUGACUGACAGGGUCAAAAAAACGUUAUAUCAUGUAGCCUAGUGGACUGUGAAUGGUCACAGAGUAACUGUGCUGUAAAAAUCCAGAGUUCCAAUCCCGACUUGUGCAAAUUCUCUGAAAUAAUGACUGUAUUUUAAUUAUGUUCAUUUUUAGGACCAAAACAAGACAUAUUUAUUCACAAAGUGUUUAUUUGGAUGUCGGACCAAUGUUAAAACAAAAAGCGUCAGAUAAAUAGAGCAUUUGUUAAAGCAUUUAUUGAAAUUCUCUACAUCUGCAUCAACCUAGAUUCGAACCCAUUAUCUCUGCAUGCUGGUCAGGAACUCCCACCGCUCCACUAAAUUACUUGAAACCUCAACUCUACAAAGUGAGGUAUAAUUCUUCAAUUUACUUAACUGUGUCUUUGCUGAAGCCUUCCAGAACAGUACAUAGAAAUUGACCACUUAUUGUCACUAGAUUUGAAACCUUUCGAAGCUUCGACACAUUUGUUUCAGUGUUUCAAGAAGCCUUGCUUGGCCCACCACCACCUACUAUGGAAGUUAAUGGGGGCCAGCAUUUUUUUUUAAAUAUCUUCGAAUAUGAAAAUAAACUUAUAAAGGUUUAAAACCACAUGAGGGUUUUUUUUGUGAACUUUCCCUUUAACAAAAUGACACAAAAUAUUGUAGAUAAAUCAUUAACAAAUCCUGAUUAAUCACACAUGGCAACUUUAAAUAAGAACAUAUUUUCAAAACAUAGGAACUUAGAAUUAAAAUAGCUUUAAUGUACCAUUUUAUUUUUAUAAAAUUAAUAAUUACAAAUAAGAGACGUUUUGUUUUUCAGUAUUAACGUUUGCAUUUAUUAAAUAUAUAGAAAUGCACACCUCAAGUGACGAACGAGUUUUGAAAGAAAGUCUGAAUAUUUCAGCAUUCAGGCACUUGGCUUUGCAAGAAAAGGCCCCCUGCUCGUAUCACCUUGUGCUUUUGUCUGUUUUUUCCUGAGACUCCAGCGAGUGAGAUGUUUGAGGCAGAACACCAUCGAACUGGUCUUCCACCUGCAUGGACUCUUGUAGAAAUCGCACAUGGAACCUUAUGAAGCAAAUGAGCUGAUGAGUGAACAUGCUGCGAUUAAGCAAACCAUAUAAAUGUUCUGUUUUGCGACCUACUUCUCUUCACUCCUCAGAGCGUCUUGUGAAGCAGCAUUUUUUAGGAAAACCUGAGAUUUGCUUCCUUUGGGCAGCCGUCCUAGGCUUAGAUUUCCAAAGGCAGCCUGGUUCCCGAACAGCUGAGCAUGACUACAGAGGAACACACAUUGAAAUACUUUUUAUAAAAAUAUACUAUUAGAAUUGAACAUAUUUCAGUGAUUCUGAUUACAGUACUGGAAGUUGCCAUAGACUUUUAUAGUGCAUGAUGACUUAUUUCCAACUGAUGCAGAAUAUUGAGCUGAAGGUGGGGCUUUAUUUCUGUGCUCCUCCUCUCAUCUUUCACUUUUAGCAAAGAUGGUUGGAGGGGCGUGACUAAGCAUAUUUCGCCCAAGCUGACAUCAUUAGAAAAUGUAUAAACUCGUUGGAAUUAAUUGUUCACCUUAAGACUUGCAAAAUGCGCAAGCAAAAUAAACCAUAACCUUUUAGUAUUAUUU